Schistocerca americana (American grasshopper) is the source of this 1384-nucleotide messenger RNA. Its product is annotated as sorbitol dehydrogenase-like. Lineage: Eukaryota; Metazoa; Arthropoda; Insecta; Orthoptera; Acrididae. Gene Ontology annotation, molecular function: zinc ion binding; L-iditol 2-dehydrogenase (NAD+) activity. The coding region runs from base 114 to 1067 and encodes 317 amino acids. The transcript has 8 exons. The record is from RefSeq and is a predicted model, not a curated record. Gene Ontology annotation, biological process: D-sorbitol catabolic process.
UAAUGGCUCAGUAAUUUACUUCCAAGUGUGUCUGCUUCUACUACAGUCAGAGUUCCCUCAGUUUUGCGAGAUACUUUGAUGACAGAUCCCUGUUCAUAGCGACGAUAAAGACCAUGGCAGAGCAACAAGAGAAUUUGGCCGCUGUACUCCACAAAAAAGAUGACAUUCGUAUAGAAAAUAGGCCAAUUCCAGAGCCUGGAGAGAAUGAGGUGCUCCUAAGAAUGUCAUGUGUGGGAAUAUGUGGUUCUGAUGUCCAUUAUGUACAGCAUGGCCGGAUUGGAGACUACAUAGUGAAGAAACCUAUAGUUCUUGGCCAUGAAGGAGCAGGAGUUGUCAUUAAACUUGGAUCUGGUGUUAAAAAUCUAAAAGUUGGUGACCGUGUUGCUGUGGAGCCAAGUAUUCCAUGCAGAAGAUGUUACUAUUGUAAGCAUGGAAGGUACAAUUUAUGUACAGAUAUGUCCUACUGUGCAACACCACCUGAUGAUGGAAAUCUUCUUUAUUAUUACAAGCAUCCAUCUGAUUUCUGUCAUAGGUAUGCAAACUUAAUAUAUGAAGCUCAAUUUUUAAUUUUAGGAUUUGCUAGAAUUUUAUACUUGAAGGUGCUUAUGACAGAUGUUGUUGCUCAUCGGCUUGAGAUGGCAAAGACAUUUGGUGCAGACUACACACUUCAAGUCUUCCCUGGUGAAAGUGUAGUGCAACAGUCAGCUAAGAUAUGCUCCCUGCUGACUAAGGCUCCAGAUAUCACUAUUGACUGUUGUGGAAUAGAAUCUACAGUCAGACUGGGCUUAGAGGCAACUUGCACUGGUGGAAAACUGGUUAUUGUUGGAUUGGGUGGUAGCCCCAUGAAGCUUGAGCUUGGGAGAGGAAUAUUUCGAGAAGUUGACGUUUGUGGUGUGUUUCGUUUUUGCAAUGUGUAUCCUGCGUCUCUGGCUUUAGUUGCUUCUCAGAAGAUAAAUGUUAAGGCUCUGAUUACUCAUAACUUCCAUUUAAAGGACACAAUUAAAGCAUUUGAGACUGCUAUAUCUGGAGAUGGCAAUCCAAUUAAAAUCAUGAUUCACUGUAAUUAAUAUCUUACUCAGUUUGAAACUAAUCUGUUACUGCCAUUAUAUUACAUUAAUCCCCUAACACUAGGCACUGCAAAUUUGCAUCACACAAAUGUGAUUCUAAUAAGUGGAAGGGCGACUGUUUCUGAGCACCAGUGCUGAUAAGUGUAUAUUCUAUAUGCAACUACCAACACUUCUGAUGUGUGCUGCCACCUCCUGAAUGUUUUGGGUACUUCUAGAGUGACGUAAUAUUUUGUUUUUUUCCUUCCAUGAUGAAACUUAUUCAGGUAUGAAGGCAUUAGUACAGUUGCUGUAUUAUAAUAAUCCUUUAUUAAAACAGU